This is a messenger RNA of Effrenium voratum, 1817 nucleotides long. The record is from the annotation of a GenBank genome assembly. NCBI's taxonomy places the organism in Eukaryota, Dinophyceae, Suessiales, Symbiodiniaceae.
GAGCCUUUCGGAACCAGGAGUUCCCAGGCUGAGCCAAGCACCACACGUCUUCCGCCAUGGGGUUGGGCCCACGGGGGCAGAAGAAGCUUCCCGAGGGCUCCUGGGGAUCUGGUGGUUGGGCGGCUGGCAGUGGCAAAUAUCCCCAGCCCACCCUGGAUCAGUGCGAGAAGAUCCGGCAAGACUUCCACGAGCUGCUGCUCCGGAAGUACGGCAGCAUCGCGGGCGCGUGGAAGCAGAUCGACGUGAACCAGGAUGGGAAGCUCUCGUUCUUCGAGUUCCUCCGGGCGUGCCAGAGCCUGGGGGUUGGCAAAGGCGCACGCCAGAUCUUCGGGGCCUUGGACCUCGACCGCAGCGGCUUCAUCUCCAUGUCCGAGGUGGACGCGCCGCUGGCGGAGAUGAUGACCAGCCUCGCCGUCACCAUCUGGUCCGUCUUUGGGACCGUGGAGAAGGCUUGGCGCAGCUGUUUCAACCGCCGGGGCGCCUUGCGAAUCUCUGAGGAGGAGUUUAUGGCGGCCACCCGCGAGCUCGGGUUCCGGGGCAACGCCUCCCACCUCUUCCAGGAGCUCGCGACUGAGCGGGCCAGCUCUGGGAUCUCCCGGAAGGAGUUCGGCUUUCUGCACGUCUGGAUCGCGGACGGGCAGCCGGACCGCAUCGGCAGCGCGGAGCCGGAGAGCCGCUGGGCCAAGCCCGUGCAGGAGUGGCUGCCGCCGGUGCAGGAAGCGGGCAAGACGGAUUGGCGGAAGCAGUUCAAGACGCUGCUCCUGAAGUCGUACCAGAACUACGUCCGCGCCUGGCGAAUGGGCCUAGACAGGGACCACAACGGGCAUUUAGAUUACAACGAGUUCAAGAUGGCCGUCAAGGACGUGGGCUUCGCCGGCCAUGCGCGAGAGCUCUGGGAACAGCUCGAUGAGAAUGGCAACGGGGUGGUGAGCCUUUGGGAGUUGGACCUGGCCACGGCGCAGCUCUUGAAGCAGUUCAACGACUGCGCGGAGGCAUCCUUUGGAUCUUGGCGCGCGGCCUGGAUGGAGGUCAUGGACGUGAGGAGCGACGACCGGGUGAAGAUCGCCGACUUCCGAUUCGGGUGCGACGCCAUUGGCUACAAGGGCGACAUUGUCACCAUGUUCGACCUGCUGGACGUGGACCGCACCAAGUUCCUCACCUGGAGCGAGACCGCCUGGAUCUCGGGCACGGAGGUGCCGAAGCCUGGGAGCACCCGCCUCGACAUCGGCAUGAAGAACAUCUCGGGGAGCUACACCAAGCUCACCCGGCAGCAGCAGCGCCGCGCGGACGCGGUGGCGCGGGACUUCCGGGUACGCACCAAGCGCUUCGAGGGCCGUGCACGAGGGGAGCUGCCGGACAGCUCGCCCAUGGCGGGCACGAGCCUCUUCUCGCCGGGCAUGAAGUUCAACGAGCACUUGCCGAAGAGCAGCUCCAGCCCCAACCUCCCCACCUCGAAAGGCUCGACCGCCACCAGCUGGCGCAACAACGAGCCGGAUCUGCCCGAGUGGCUGCUGGUGGCGGAGGGCAAGGUGGCGGUUCAGCAGAAGGAGAAGAUGGACCUCAGCUUUCCCAUUGCGCCCCAGUGCCCCGGCAAGGGCGGCUGGCCUUGUCGGAAGCUCCGACUGGUGGACAAGUUCUGGGGAGGGAGCAAGGACAUCGGGCAGUUGCUCACACCCCUGACCCGAGCAUCUUGCUUGCCUGAAAGCCUAGAAAGAUGGCAGAGGCAAAGCAAGGAGAGUUGACACCUUUUGGUGGAGCAGAGUUUCAAGCUGGCAGUGUCACAUAUGCAUAUGGGUGUGUCCUUGUUUCGGUGACCC